[Torrubiella] hemipterigena is the source of this 5598-nucleotide messenger RNA. Lineage: Eukaryota; Fungi; Ascomycota; Sordariomycetes; Hypocreales; Clavicipitaceae. The record is from the annotation of a GenBank genome assembly.
GCUUAGCGUAGCUUUCAAGACUGGUACAAUCAACCACGACGCUUGCCCAGGUAUUCACAAUUGUUUAAGCAGGGACACAUUUACUUUUGUCUUUGCACUUGUGGAUGGCAGUAUGAGCAACUUAAAACGAAAAGACGCCCCUGGCGAAUCCCCGGCCGCAAAGGUCAAGAAGUCAAAGGGCGGUGCCGAGCAGAGCGAAAAGCCUGCAAAGGCUCCCGUUGUUUCGCUUCUCAAGGAUGAAGAGCCUCUCUUCCCUCGUGGAGGCGCCAAUAUUCUAACACCGUUGGAACAGAAGCAGAUCCAAUUGGAAGCCAAGGCUGAUGUUAUUCGCGAAGAACAAGCCUUAGCCAGUGGCAAGCCUCUGAAGAAGAAGAAGGCUGCCUCCAAGAGCAGCAGCAAGAAGACCGAAAUCAAAGCUUCUGAUGAUUCUAUCAAGGUUGAAAGUCUUAGCUUCAAGAAAUUGGCCAAGGGAUCUCUCGUCCUGGGUGAAAUUACCAAGAUUUACAAGCUAGGCCUCGAAAUCUCACUCCCCAACAACUUGACCGGCCAUGUCUCCAUCGUCUCAGUUUCAGAACAAUUAACCGAUCGAUUACAACACAAGGCCGACGAAUCUGACGAAGAUAAUGACGAAGACUCCGAAAACGAGGGCGAGGAUGUCGACCUGAACAGCAUCUUCGCCAUUGGCCAAUUUGUCCGCGCAUAUGUUCUCUCCACUACAGACAGCUCAGUCACAGAAGGCAAGGGCCGUCGCAAGAUUGAACUCUCGUUACGCCCUGCCGAAGCCAACACCGGACUGUCCAAGGAUGAAGUCGUCGCAAACAACACCGUAACCGCGGCUGUCAUCAGCGUCGAAGACCACGGUUACAUCAUGGACCUCGGCAUUGAGGGCCAGCGCGGUUUCCUUUCCAACAACGAGAUUGACGAAUCCAUGGAUAAGGAGCGUCUCCAGCCUGGCGCUUCGUUCCUGUGCCAAGUCAAGACUGGCGGCAAGGUCGCCCAGCUGACUCUCAAGCAGGAGAAGCUUGGCAACAUCAACAACGUCCCCGGCGACGCUACCACAGUCAACACCUUUGUCCCUGGUACCGCUGUUUCGCUUCUUGUUACUGGCCACGACCGCCGUGGUAUUAGCGGCAAGAUUAUCGGCCACAUUGACGCCACUGCCGAUGUCAUUCAUUCCGGUGUUGGACCCAACGGUGAUGAUUUGGAGGCCAAGUACAAGAUUGGCUCCAAGGUCAAGGCUAGAAUUAUCUGCAACUUCCCUACGGCCAAGGAGCCCAAGCUCGGUCUCUCCCUUCUCCCUCACAUUAUGGACUUGACUCGCAAGCAUGCCGAGUCGCCCAAGAAGUCCAAGCUACCGACCGAUGUCAUCCCAAUUUCCUCGAUUCUCGAAAAGUGCACAGUUCGCACCGUUGAAACCGAAAUUGGUCUGUUUGUUGAUACUGGUAUCAAGGGCAUGACCGGUUUCGUCCAUAUUUCCCGCGUUAAGGAUGGCAAGGUGGAUGCCUUGUACGAGACCUCUGGCCCGUACAAGAUUGGAACUACUCACAAGGGCCGUGUUGUCGGCUACAGCGAGAUGGAUGGCCUGUUCCAUAUCUCUUUUGAGCGCAGCAUCUUGGAGCAACAGUACAUUCGUCUCGAAGAUGUUCCUGUUGGUGCCGUUGUUACCGGCAGCAUUGACAAGAUUGUCAUCACGGAGGAAGGUGUUAGUGGUCUUGUCAUUAAGAUUGCCGAUGGCAUUACUGGCUUUGUUACUGAGCGUCACCUUUCCGACGUUCGCCUACAACACCCUGAGAAGAAGUUCCGUGAAGGCAUGAAGGUCAAGGCUCGUGUUCUGUCUGUUAACAUGAUGAAGAAGCAGAUGCGUCUUACCUUGAAGAAGACUCUAGUCAACUCUGAAAUCCCUGUUGUCCAGUCCUUUGACGACGUCAAGGUUGGCUCGCAGAUUAUCGGAACCAUUAUUCAGCUUCCUCAGAACGGUGCCCGCAUCCAGUUCUACGGAUCUCUCAAGGGUUUCUUGCCCAUCUCCGAGAUGAGUGAGGCCUACAUCCGUGACCCUACUGAGCACUUCCGUGUUGGACAGGUUGUCAGCGUUCACGUUUUGGACGUUGAUGCUGAGAGACGCCGCCUUGUUGUUUCUUGCAAGGACCCCGGUGCGUUCGGCCUCGACAAGCAGGACGCUUUGAAGGCCCUCAAGAUCGGCGAGAUUGUCUCUGCCAAGGUCAGCCAGAAGACUGAGGAUCAGGUUUUCCUUGAACUCAUUCCCAGUGGCCUCAAGGCUCUUCUCCCCGUUGGCCAUCUCACUGAUAAAUCCACAUCCAAGAACCAGUUCGCUUUGAAGCGCAUCAAUGCUGGCCAGACUCUCACCGAUCUUGUUGUUCUUGAGAAGAACGACAACCGCCGAUCUAUCAUUCUCACUCACAAGCCUAGCUUUAUCGAAACCGCCAAGAAGGGCAAGCUGCUCAGCGACUUUGACCAGGCCAAGGAUGGCAAGACAUACGCCGCUUAUGUUCGCAACGUUACUGCUACUGCCGUCUUUGUGCAAUUUGGUGGAUCUUUGCACGCACUGUUACCAAAGGGCCGCCUUGCUGCUGACGUCCAGAGCAAGCCUGAUUUUGGUAUGCAAAAGUACGACUCAAUUGAAGUCAGAGUUGUGUCUAGAAUCCCCGACCUUCGCCGCAUCAUGGUUGGCCCUGCAUCCGCCCCCAUCGAGGAGAAAAAGCCUUCUGGCAAAGGAGCUGCUCCUGCAGACGGACUUGAGCUCGGUUCUACCACCACUGUCAAAAUCACUUCCAUCAAGGAGACUCAGCUCAACGUCCAGGUUGGUGAUAGCGACGUCCAGGGCCGUAUCGAUGUUUCUCAAAUUUAUGACAACUUUGAGGACAUUGCUGACCCUCGCAACCCCCUCGAGAAGUUCCAACGCAAGCAGGAGCUGGAGGUCAAGGUUCUUGGCAUCCAUGAUGCCAGAGACCACCGCUUCCUCCCUAUCUCGCAUCGCUCUGCACACUCCGUUCUGGAGCUCACCGCCAAGCCUAGCGACUUGAAGUCUGACAAGUCCACUCCCAUCUCCCUUGAAUCUCUCCGUGUUGGUAACACCUACAUUGCAUUUGUCAACAACGUCAGCCCGCAGUUCAUGUGGGUGAACCUCUCCCCCAAGGUCCGUGGCCGCAUCACAGCCAUGGAAGCCUCCGACGACCUUUCUCAACUCAACGACUUGGAAGCCAACUUCCCUGUCGGUUCCGCCCUCAAGGUUCGCGUUACCGCUGUCGAUGCUGAAAACAACCGCCUCGACUUGACAGCUCGCUCCAAGACGUCUGGUGAUGUCAUCAGCUGGGAUAGCCUCAAGACCAACAUGAUCCUCCCUGGCAAGAUCACCAAGAUUGACGACCGCCAGGUUAUGGUUAAGCUUAGCGAGAGUGUUUCUGGCCCGGUUCACUUGCCGGACUUGGCUGACAACUACGACGAUGUGGAUACUACACAAUACAAGAAGAACGAUAUUGUACGAGUGUCUAUUGUGCACAUGGACAAGCCUAACAAGAAGCUUCGCUUGUCUAUGCGUCCUUCGCGCAUCAUGAGCUCGGCUCUCCCUAUCAAGGAUAAGGAAAUCACUGAGCUGUCCCAGGUUGCAUCUGGUGAUAUUGUUCGUGGUUUUGUCAAGAACGUCUCUGACAAGGGCCUCUUUGUUCUCCUUGGUGGCCAGGUUACUGCUCUUGUCAAGAUUGGCAACUUGUCUGAUCGAUUCCUGAAGGAGUGGAAGGACCAGUUCCAAAGAGACCAGCUCGUUAAGGGUCGCAUCAUCUCCAUUGAUGCUGCCACUGGCAACAUUGAUAUGAGCUUGAAGGCCUCCAUUGUGGAUGAGAACUACACACCUCCCAUUACCUUUAACGAUAUCAAGAAGGGCCAGAUUAUUACCGGCAAGGUUCGCAAGGUUGAAGAGUUUGGUGCUUUCAUUCUGGUUGACAACUCUGCCAAUGUUAGUGGUCUGUGCCAUCGCAGCCAGAUGGCUGAGAAGAGUGUCCAGGAUGCUACCAAGCUGUACAAGGAGGGUGAUGCAGUCAAGGCUAUUGUUCUCGAGGUUGAUGCCAAGAAGAAGCGUAUUAGCUUCGGUCUUAAGCCAUCGUUCUUUGAGGAUGAUGAUGAAGACAUGGACUCUGACGCUGGUGCCCUUCUCGAGGAUGAGGACGACGACGACGUUGACAUGGACCAAGAUGCCCUCUUGCAGCUCCUUGCAGCCAACGGUGACGAUGACGACGAGGAAGAUGAUGAGGAUGAUGAUGAAGACGAAGACGACGAUGAGGAUGAGGAUGAAGAUAUGGAGGAUGACGACGUCGCUGGCGGACUUGGUGCUGGCAAGAAGUCUUCCUGGUCUGCCGACCCCUUUGCUGAGUCUGACGACGAGGAUAACGAUGAGGAGGUUGACACUAAGGAGUCUACCAAGCCCAAGAAGAAGAGAAAGACUGAGAUUGAGGUCGACCGCACCGCCGAUCUCGACGCCAGCGGUCCUCAAACCUCCAGCGACUACGAACGUCUACUGCUCGGUCAGCCCGACUCCUCCGAGCUCUGGAUCGCAUACAUGGCCUUCCAGAUGCAAGUGAGCGACCUGCAAAAGGCCCGCGAGGUCGCCGAGCGCGCCAUCAAGUCCAUCAACAUCCGCGAAGAAACCGAGAAGCUCAACGUCUGGGUCGCCUUCCUCAACCUGGAAGUUGCCUACGGCACCAAGGCCAGCGUCGAGGAGACCUUCAAGCGCGCAUGCCAGUACAACGACCAGCAGGAGAUCUACGAGCGCCUCACCAGUAUCUACAUCCAGUCCGGCAAGACCAAGGACGCCGAGAAGCUCUUUGACGAGAUGCUCAAGAAGUUUGGUGCCGUGUCGCCCGAAGUCUGGACCAACUACGCCCACUUCCUACACGUCACAAUGAACGAUGCCGUCCGCGCGCGCGCUCUUCUGCCCCGUGCUGUUGAGCGCCUGCGCCAGAAGAACGGCGAGAAGCACAGCCACGCGAUUGUCAACAAGUUUGCAACCUACGAGUUCCAGCUUGCCAGCGGCGAGGCGGAGCACGGCCGCACGCUCUUUGAGGGUCUGCUCAACGCCGCUGCGAAGCGCGACGAUCUGUGGCGCCACGUUGUUGCCCUCGAGCAGAACCUCGAGAGCGCCAAGGAGGAUCCUACCAAUGUCCGCGAUGUCUUUGAGCGCCGCACGCGCGUCAAGAGCCUCAAGCCCAAGCAGGCCGAGAAGUGGUUCCGCAUGUGGGCGGAUUGGGAGGAGAAGCGCGAUCCCAAGGGCAAGGACAAGAUCAUGGCCAAGGCCCAGGACUGGGCGGCUGCUUACAAGUCUCGCAAGGAGGCGGAGGCUGCUGCUGCCGAAGCUGCUGAGGACGAAGAGAUGGAGGAUUAAAGCACUACUACUACUACUACUGCAGCAGUGCUUACUGGGACGACGGAAUCUUUUUGUUUAAAAUCUUUUGCAUGGCGCAUGAAAAGCUGAUGUACAUUUUUUUCUUCUCUUGUUUUGUAUGUUUGCUGUUUGAAUAGUCUUAUUUCGCAGUAUAUCACGGGUUCAAUACAUGAAUACAAAAAUAUCAUAUAUACACACAAGUCAUC